AUGUUUGCUGAUAUAUGGUGUGUGGAAUUUCUCAGGAGAAACAAAGAACUUGUUAAAGAAUCGAGUACUCCAGCUCCUGGUUCCAAAGAUCUUUAUUUUCCAUCACAGUACCCAACUUCCUUCUUCACCCAAUGCAUGGCCUGCUUAUGGAAACAACAUUGGUCUUACUGGCGCAAUUGUUCAUACACUGCCCAAUCAUUUAUUUACACAACUGCUGUUUCUGUUUUGUACGGAAGCAUGUUUUGGAACACUGGCUCCAAAAUGUAUGAUCAAACCAGAAACUUUGAAAUGCUUGAAAAGAAACAAGAUCUUUUCAAUGCCAUGGGCUCCAUGUAUGCUGUUGUUAUCCUUGUUGGCGUUAAGAAUUCUUUCUCUGUGCAGCCAGUGGUUGAUGUGGAAAGAACAGUCUUUUAUAGGGAAAGAGCAGCUGGAAUGUAUUCAGCUUUUCCAUAUGCUUUUGCCCAGGCAAGAAAUUCCACUUUUUCAAUACGUAGGAUCCCAAUAUGGUGGAGGUGGUGCAGUUGGGUAAAUCCAGUUGCUUGGUGUUUGUAUGGACUGGUGGCGUCACAAUACGGAGAUAUAAAGCAAAGCAUAGAAUCUGGUGACGGAAGAACAACAGUGGAUGGCUUUGUAAGAAGUUACUUUGGAUUCAAGCAUGAUUUUCUUAGAGUGGUUGCAGUUCUCACGGUUGCGCUCACACUACUCUUUGCAUUGCUCUUUGCCAUAUCAAUGACCAUGUUUAAUUUCCAGCGACGUUAA
This is a messenger RNA of Sphenostylis stenocarpa, 759 nucleotides long. Lineage: Eukaryota; Viridiplantae; Streptophyta; Magnoliopsida; Fabales; Fabaceae. The record is from the annotation of a GenBank genome assembly.